Molecule: messenger RNA, 4106 nt
Organism: Protobothrops mucrosquamatus (brown spotted pit viper)
Lineage: Eukaryota; Metazoa; Chordata; Lepidosauria; Squamata; Viperidae
Gene: ARSG
Product: arylsulfatase G
Exons: 12
Coding region: 150-1763 (537 amino acids)
Molecular function (GO): arylsulfatase activity
Source: RefSeq, a predicted model, not a curated record
GGGCACAACAUUUUCGAGGAAUUUUGGGAAUGUUGCAGUUGAUCUGAAAUAUCCACAGUGCCUCUGAAGAAAAGAACACUCAGGGAAUGUUUACAGCUGGAUAUUUUUAAUGUUCAUGAGAUGUCUCCUAGAACUGCUCUCCUGAUGCCAUGGAUAUUCUGCUUCUUAAAGCACUGGUGUUGGUCUUGGUCAGUUGUUUUACCGGGCUUCUUUACUACCACCCCAGCCUUACUUUUAAGUGGGAAAGAGCAAUUUUCAAAAAACCAAAUUUCAUAGUAAUUUUGGCAGACGAUAUUGGAUGGGGAGAUUUUGGAGCCAACUGGGACGUAAAAAAAGGCACACCUAAUUUGGAUAAGAUAGCCCAAGAAGGAAUGAGAUUUGUAGAUUUCCAUUCAGCUGCAUCUACCUGUUCCCCAUCACGUGCUUCUCUGCUUACAGGACGUCUCGGCCUUCGUAAUGGCGUCACCCAUAAUUUUGCUAUGACUUCAGUGGCAGGCCUUCCAUUGAACGAGACAAUAUUGGCAGAAGUUCUGAAAGAAGCUGGCUACCUCACUGCUAUGAUAGGGAAAUGGCACUUGGGACAUCAUGGCUCUUUCCAUCCCAGUUUUCGUGGUUUUGAUUUUUAUUUUGGGAUACCAUAUAGUCCUGAUAUGGGCUGUACUGACACUCCAGGUUAUAACCUCCCUCCCUGCCCAGCUUGUCCCAGAUGCUCCACAACAGUCAGUAACCAUCAGACAAACUGCUAUCCUGAAGUUGCACUUCCUCUUUUUGAAAACCUUACAAUUGUCCAACAGCCUGUAAACUUAACUGCCUUAGCUACAAAGUAUACAGAAAAAGUUAUUCAUUUCAUCCACUAUGCCAGCCAGAAAGGCCUCCCUUUCUUCCUGUAUCUUGCUCUGGCUCAUAUGCACGUGCCUUUGGUCUUGUCUGAGGCACCUUGGAAUCAAUCUUGCCAAGAUCCCUAUGGAACAUACUUGAAGGAAAUGGAUGCUUUGGUGGGACGGGUCAAGGAUGCAGUUGACAGCACAGGAAAGGAAGAUACAUUCCUCUGGUUUACAGGAGACAAUGGUCCUUGGUCUGAAAAAUGUGACUAUGCAGGAAGUGUUGGUCCAUAUACAGGGAUGUGGCAAAGAACAAAAGGUGGUAGCUCAGCAAAACAGACAACGUGGGAAGGGGGACACCGUGUUCCCACAGUAGCAUACUGGCCAGGGAAGAUCCCAGCAAAUGUGACGAGUCCUUUGAUGUUGAGCACUUUAGACAUAUUUCCUACAUUGGUAUCUCUGGCGAAUGCCACCCUUCCUCCCAACAGACGAUUUGAUGGAAUAGAUAUCUCUGAAGUCCUGUUCGGCUACUCAAGCAAAGGACACCAGAUGUUGUUCCAUCCCAACAGUGGUGCAGCUGGAAAAUACGGAGAAAUACAGUCCCUUCGGUUGGACCAGUAUAAAGCCUUUUAUCUUACAGGUGGUGCCAAAGCAUGUGAUGGAAGCAUUGGUCAGGAAGUACAUCACCGGCCACCUCUCAUUUUUAACUUGCGGCGUGAUAUUCAAGAGCAAGAGCCGAUGGACAUUCACAGUGCUGAGUAUCGUUCUGUCUUGCCAUUAGUAAAUAAGGCCUUUAUGGAUAUUCUUCAGGAUAUUGCUUCAGACAAUGUCUCUAUAGCAGAUUAUUCUCAUGAUGCAGAUGUGAUCCCCUGCUGCAACCCCCAACACUUGGCCUGCAGAUGUGAAUCUGCUUAUUCUAACUUAUCUUUGGAAAAAUGCUAAACAACUUCCAAAUUAACAAACAUCUGUCUUCCCAGAACUAGAAAUCAAAUGGGUGAAACUGCUACAGGAAGUACAACACUCUUGGUUUGGAUUUUAUAUAAUAAUUUGUCAUAUCUUUCUACAGAAUUUAGCUUGGCUCAUAACUGAAAUACGGGACUAAAAUGUUUGGAUGGCUAUUUGAUACCCCUUGAUUAAGUCCAGCUCAGCUAGAACCCAACAUCACAAUGUUAUGUCUCCUUGUCCCCUUUGCACAUCACAGAAAAGCAGGCGUGGGGUUGUCAGGGCAUAAGACAAUUGCACAAACAGAAAGGCAGGAAAGAACUAUAUUGUUAAGAUUGGAAAUGUUUAGCAGAACCAUGUGCAUUUCAUAAAGUCAGAUUAUAAUCCAAGUACCUCAAAGAAAGUUUGGCAUUGACUUGUAGUCAAUCCCAGGCAGCAAAUGCCAUCUAAAGUUAGACAGUGUUAAAUUUGAACAAUUAAGACAGUUGUGAUUUUUUGUAGUAAUAGAAUGUGGUUAAAUUUUUUUUAUCAACCAUUUGACAAUAUUACAUGUAACAGUUUCUUUUCACAGUCAUUCAGGCUCAUAAUAUAUUUUAUUUUUUUUAAAAAAAAUUGUUCUCGCUGUUGAUUUCCAAACUUGAUCUGUGUUUGAUUUUCCCUGAAAAGAAUAAUUGAGGCAAGGGAAAUAGGUGGCCACUGUGUUGUAAACAUAAAAAAAGGUUUCCAUGAUUUUACAUGUGCAGCAAUUUAUCCAUACAACUUAAUCUGGACCGAUAGCAAGGCUUUUCUUACUCUUUGCUUCACUUUGCUUCCUGAAAGGGAAGUGUAUGAAGGGGGUUAUGCAUGCAUUUAUUUCCCAAGUUACACAAGAAGAAGGAACAUGAGUGGAGACACAGCUCCUGUUAACCUCAUGAUUUUAUUGACAAAUAUUUCAGCAUUCCUCCAACUCUGGAAGUUGGGGAAUUUCUUUUUAUUCAAGUAGAUAAUUGCAAAAAUAUUCUGCAUGGGUAAAUUCUCAUGCGUAUACUGUACAAAGACAUAAACCAGUAGGUUCUUUUAUAGGUACAUUUAUACAUGGCAUAAAUAAGAAAAGGGCUAGCUGGAGUAUAAAAUUCAGCUUCAAUCAGAUGCAUUUAUACUGUGGUUCUUGAGGAGAGAAUAAUGUGCAUAUACAGUACAUUGAUACCAACCAUAGAGCAUUUUAAGAAAAUACACAAAAAGAGGGGCAGAAUACAUCAACUAGCAAAAGUGAAACAUACUGUGUGAAAAGUACUGGAGCGUCUCUGGUUUGCCCCACGUUUGUGGGUUCUUCUACAUUCCCCCUUGUUUUUCCAAACUACCUCCCAUCCGCCGCUCUGUGUUGUGUUGCUUGCCUCUCCUCAUGAUCGCUUCAUUUUGUUCGUCUGGCUUCCACGGCACAAGAUUAUCUACCAAAAUCAAAACAGAACGGCCUUACUUUCCCUGGUCAUGUGCGUUGAGCAUGGAGUGUUGCAAACAGGCUUGAGAUGCAUGCAGAGGGAAGCGGCGGGGAGAUGAAAGUCAUGGCAUCGUUUCACUUUUGGCAAAGCUGAUGGGUUUCUGGGCCUCCCUUAGGGCUUUGUCCUCAAUUGACAGAAAAGAUCUGACUCAGAAAUAAGUGUGUGUUGGAAUCUAGACUCAAAAUAUAUUCCUGCGUUAAACAAUGGUUCCUGUAUGUGUUUUGACUGCAAACGUACACACUGGAACAUCUUGAAGAACCAGCUAUUUAAACAUGUAGAAAAAAAAGAAAGGCAACAGCUCAGCAUACUGGCUAAAAGUAACAUUUAUAGUGUAGGUUUGUCACUCCAAUGGCCAUCAUGAGAAGCUGUCAAUAAGAGUACAAAACAGAGUUCUUGUAAGACACAGCAAGCCUUCUUGGCUCUUUGAAAAGUGUCUGAUGCUACUGUUUUUCAAAAUCUUAGUCACACUGUUGGUGCUUUACUUCACCAACUUUUGAUCCUAUUAGCAGUAAUCCAAAAUUUACAUUCUGACAUUACGAAGUCACAACUGACUCCAGCAAGAGAAUAUGGUACUACUGUUGCUAUCCUUCUUAUGCAACAUAGUGUAGCACUGAACAGGCCCUGUACUCUAGAGUGUAAAUUAUUAUUUCACAAUCAAAAACUAGAUGGCUCUCCUAAAGCAUUCGUGUUUAAAGGCAGAUCAAGACCUCAGUUUCCAUAGUUGUUCCCAUUUUCCAUAGAGAUUCAACAACUUUUAUCAUAUCCAGAACGAUUCCAAGUAGAGAAUGAUACAUGCCAUCAUUUCUGUAAUGACAUGUUUAUUGUAUUGGUACACAAUAAAAGACAAAUAAGGCACAUAAGGAAA